UGGCUGGCUGCGAGCCACCCUCGCAGACGCCUCUCCCCCUCUUCCUAACUUGUGCUCCACUUGGUUCCGCCGAGACCCACGACGGUUCCGCCCCCUUCUUCCUUGUCAUUGAUGUUGUUGUUCUUGUCAGUGCCGCAGCCCCGACCGCCGGGAGUUCGAACCCGAGCCGGGGCAGCCCGGGUGGCGCGGUGGCGGCGGCAGCUGCGACGGCUGCGGGGGCUGCUCCGGGGACUGCGGGGGCGGCCGGGGACUGGCACCCGGCGGCGGGGCCGGAUGGCUCUGUGCGGGCAGGCGGCGGGCGCCGCGUCGCUGCCUAGCGAGCUGAUCGUGCAUAUCUUCUCCUUCCUGUCCGAGCCCGACCGGCUGCGGGCCUCGGCCUCCUGCUCGCACUGGCGCGAGUGCCUGUUCUACCCGGCUCUGUGGCCCCAGCUCCGCAUCUGUCUCCGCGUCUCGCCGGCGGAGCAGCCCCGGCUCGAGUUCCUCAUGCGCAAGUGCGGCUGGUUCGUGCGAGAGUUGCGCGUUGAGUUCGCCGCCGAAAAUUACCUGAGCGGAGGCGGCAGCCCGAGCGACGGAAGCAGCGCGGACGCGGACACAGACGGGGACGCGGGGACCGGUGGGGAAGAGGUCGAGGCCCUGCCACUUUCCCCCCGCUGGCUGGAAGUGCUGCGCACCUACUUGGAGCUGGUGCUGUGCGUGCUGGUCAGCAUCCGGAACAACAGGAACCUCCAGAAAUUUAGCCUUUUUGGGGACAUAAGUAUUCUACAACAGCAAGGAAGUUUGUCAAGCACGUACCUCAGCAGGGCGGACCCUGACGGCAAGAAAAUUAAACAAAUUCAGCAGCUGUUUGAAGAAAUACUGAGUAAUAGUAGGCAACUGAAAUGGCUGUCCUGUGGGUUUAUGCUGGAAAUAGUGACCCCAACAUCCCUGUCAUCUCUCUCCAACUCCGUUGCCAACACCAUGGAGCAUCUAAGUUUACUGGACAACAAUAACCCUGGUAACAGCACUCUCAUCACUGCAGUCGAACUGGAGCGAUUCGUCAAUCUGCGCUCACUUGCUCUGGACUUCUGUGACUUUACAGCUGAGAUGGCAAGAGUCUUAACCGAUAGCGACCAUGUGCCUUUGCAGCGACUGUCUCUCCUGGUCCACAAUGUUUCUGUGAUGCACAAGUCUCUGGACAACAUGCCCAAUGAUGAGCAUUGGAAAGCCCUGUCACGGAAGAGUGCCAGUCUCCGCGUCUACAUAAUGGCAUUUGAUAUCAAAAAUGAAGACAUGUUGAAGGUCCUGAAACCCAGUAUACCACUGGAGAGGAUUCACUUCGACAGCUUCGUCACUUGCGUGUCAGGGGCUAUUGUGGAUCUCAUAUCCAGGCAGUAUGACAAAUUCCUCACCCACUUUAUACUGAUGAAUGAUAUGAUUGACACGUCUGGCUUUCCAGAUCUUAGUGACAACAGAAAUGAAGAUCCUUUGGUUUUAUUAGCAUGGAAGUGCACAAAGCUCUCUCUGCUAGCAAUUCAUGGUUACACGGUGUGGGCACACAACCUCAUCGCCAUUGCUCGUCUUCGUGGCUCUGAUCUGAAAGUGCUUGAAGUCACUGAAGAAAGCAUUGAUUUUGACCAAGGUGAACUGGCUGACCAGGAUGUGGAUCCGGUGCACAACCUGAUUGAGCAGGUAUCCCUCGGCCUGGGUCAGCCUUGGCAUGCAGUCAUGGACAUCGAAUCCCUCAGCGUCUUCACUGAACCAAAUCGUCAUUUUUACAGAGAGAUGCAAGCCUUCAGCGAAGACGUCUAGCUUUUUUUUAGUGUACAAUUCCUGUGGUUACAUAUGCAAGUAGGGCCCCCCUUUUUUUCAGUAGUGUGAAUUAAUCCCUUUGUGCUGUGUUUAAUCAGUAUUAGCUUUAUAGAAUUAUAUAUGUAUAUUCUACUUCUUGAUCAAAGAACGUAGUCGGGUAUUGGUUUAGAAGUUCAAAGUGACAUUGUGUAGGGCUUUCACGGUUAAUAGAUCCUUACCAGACCUUAAGGACAUACAACCGAAGACUGUCUGAGGUUGCUGGCUAACUUUGUUUUUCACCGAGUUACUCUGCCUUUUUGAUAUUUUUAUUCUUUGUGUGUCAGAGUUCAGAGCUCAGGAGCCAAAAUAUUUUUAUACGUAUGUGUAUAUAUAUAUAUAUCCAUAGCCUGGUGGAUUUGUAUGCAAUGCACUGCAUCUAUGUAUUCCAGCAGCAUUUCAUUAAUUUUGAUUUGAAAUGGAAGAGGAAAAGAUACUGUAGUCCCCAAUGGUUAUCUUUAACGGAAAGCCAAUUAACUUUCAUUACCUAUAUAAUAGUUGGUAUCACAAAUUGCCAUGGUGAAUCUCAUACAGUAGUAGGGUAGAACAUCGCUUAAUCCGGUUUUUUAAAAUGCAUUUACAUAAACAUGAAUACUCAAAUCGUUGGAUUUUUUAACUAUAUCUGACAUAAUUUUAUUCAUCAAUUACGUUAUACAUUAAGUUAGCUUUCCAGCCCAGAUCCCAAGUAGUGGAGGAAGAAAGAAGCUAUUCCAGGGUAAAACCUCCUGAACAAAAUCACAGUAGAGUUGUCAACACACAUGCUUAAAAACAUUAGUCGUGAAAUCCCUUGCAAUGAGUCACUGGAUUUUUCUCUGUCAGCACGCGUGUCAGCUGCCAAAGAAUAGACUUAAAUGAAGUGCCCACAUGCUGGCAGGGGCCGGCCCACUCUGGCCAGCCAGAUACUGCUAGAUUGUAAUAUUUAAGGUCGAAUUUCGACCUGUGGUACACAGCUGUGCUGUGGCUCAGUCAGCAACCUCAACUCUGAAAAAACAAAAAAAAAAAGAAAAAAAAAAAAACAUGCACCUGUUUCACUGUGAAUAGUGAAUGUAAAGGAAAGCAAGGAAGAACUGAAAGCUUGUUCUGUCAAAGGUAUGAGCUGCUAUUACACAUGAAGAACAUUCCAGGAAGUAUGUUUUAAAACCUUGUUAUAUCUGAGGGCUUUAAAAGCCAAUUUAACUGUUUCAGGGCAACCGCGGUACAGACGUGGUCUCUGUGAGACUUCCACCUGACCCAGUUUUAAGUGGUACGAAUGUUGUGCAUUUAACGUUAAAGGACAGUCUGCAAUAAUAAAGUAAGUAGCCAACGUGGGUGCCCAGCAGUGCUGAGACCUGGCUGCUCUAUUGUAAGCUUUGGAAACACAAUUUAUGCAACAGAUGUCCAGAUAUGAUUCUAUUUAUGGAAAAAGUUUAUAUGUUUUACAAAUGGUUUUACCAUCUUAUAUUAAAUGACCUUCUGACAGGUGUGCACUGUUUUGUCUCCAGUGAGCACAUACCAUGCGGAUUUUAUAUGUACAUCAGUAGUGUGAAUCCACUGGCACGGUGUGUGGAAAUGCCAGAUGUGGUGAGAUUUUAUCUUGUGUAUGUAAUCAGAUAAAAUAACUCCUGACAGAAACUGUAAGGAAACCAGCCGAAUGUUUGACCUGAUGACUGAUGUUGUACGGUUUAUGUUAAAUGUAUAUUCUUUUAAUCAAUGAAUAAAGCAUUAAAAAGUGA
Messenger RNA from Cavia porcellus (domestic guinea pig), 3536 nucleotides. It is a transcript of the gene Fbxo33, whose product is annotated as F-box protein 33. The transcript has 4 exons. Gene Ontology annotation, biological process: positive regulation of protein ubiquitination. The coding region runs from base 112 to 1788 and encodes 558 amino acids. The record is from RefSeq and is a predicted model, not a curated record. NCBI's taxonomy places the organism in Eukaryota, Metazoa, Chordata, Mammalia, Rodentia, Caviidae. Gene Ontology annotation, molecular function: protein binding.